Molecule: messenger RNA, 792 nt
Organism: Thyridium curvatum
Lineage: Eukaryota; Fungi; Ascomycota; Sordariomycetes; Thyridiales; Thyridiaceae
Exons: 2
Coding region: 1-792 (263 amino acids)
Biological process (GO): regulation of Ras protein signal transduction; regulation of proteolysis
Molecular function (GO): peptidase inhibitor activity; phospholipid binding
Source: RefSeq, a predicted model, not a curated record
AUGUAUUCUCCGUCGUUGGUCCUGCUGGCGACCGUUGCGGGCGCUCUUGCCCGGACACCAGCCGGCUUCGAGCCCUCGAGCAACACCCAGCUCAUUGUCGAGUACAACAACAUUGCGGCGAUGAACGGGAUGAUGAUCUCAAAAGAAGCAUCAUCAAAAGCGCCCAGGCUGGCGACGGCCGAGAAGCUCACGGGCACCUUCGCGGUCAUCAUGGUUGACCUCGACAUCCCCAGCAACACGUCGCGGACCAACACGCUGCUCCACUGGAUGCAGAUGGGCCUCACCUCGGCCGACCGGGCCACCAUGCUCAACACCACGAGCGGCCAGAACAUGGCCUUUGUGCUCGAGAACAGGCAGAACACGCCCGCCGCGGCAGAGUACAUCGGGCCCAACCCGCCGGCGCGCAACCCGCUGAGCCACCGCUACACCGAGAUCCUCGUCAACGUCGACAACCUGCAGGCCGCGUCGAUGAACGCGCUGGCCACGGCCGCGCGGACCCGCCUCGGCUUCAACGCCAUGGAGGUCCUCAUGCGCGCCGGGCUCCAGAACAAGGUCGUCGCCGGCAACUUCUUCAACGUGACGAACCCGGGCCCGGCGACCGGCAACGGUGGCAACGGCGGCGGGGCCAACAGGACGAGCACCGACGGCGGCCGCACCAACACCGGCACCACCACCUCUGCGCGGCCGGGCGCCAGCAACACCUCUCUGAUCAACGCCGGUGCCGUCAGCGGCGCCCAGCCGGCCUUGCUCCUGGCCUUGGCCACUCUCGCAGCUGUCUUUUUGGGUUUCUGA